AUGAAACCUACUUGUAGAGAUGGGGAAUUUACUAAUGAAAUUCAUUGUACCAAACCUGAAAGCACUAAAACAGAUAAUAAGCCAUAUGUUUGUGGUAAAUAUGGUAAUGCAUUUAGCGAUAAUCUUGUCAAACAUAAAGAGAAUCAUGUAGCAAAGAAAUCAUGUGUAUGUGAUCAAUGUGGUAAAGCAUACAGUAGUGCACAUUAUCUUGCAACACAUAAACGCAUCCAUACAGGUGUGAAGCCCUAUGUAUGUGAUCAAUGUGGUAAAGCAUUUAGUUGUGAACAUCAUCUCACAAGACAUAAACGCAUCCAUACAGGUGAGAAGCCCUAUGUAUGUGAUCAAUGUGGUAAGGCAUUUAAUCGUGAAGAUGCUCUCACAACACAUAAACGAAUCCAUACAGGUGAGAAGCCCUAUGUAUGUGAUCAAUGUGGUAAGGCAUUUAAUCGUGAAGAUGCUCUCACAACACAUAAACGAAUCCAUACAGGUGAGAAACCCUAUGUAUGUGAUCAAUGUGGUAAGGCAUUUAGUUGUGAACAUCAUCUCACAACACAUACACGCAUCCAUACAGGUGAGAAGCCCUAUGUAUGUGAUCAAUGUGGUAAGGCAUUUAAUAGUGAACAUAAUCUCAAAAAACAUAAACGCAUCCAUACAGGUGAGAAACCCUGUGUAUGUGAUCAAUGUGGUAAGGCAUUUAAUCAAGAAGCUCAUCUCACAGCACAUAAACGCAUCCAUACAGGUGAGAAACCCUAUGUAUGUGAUCAAUGUGGUAAGGCAUUUACUUAUGAACAUCAUCUCACAAGACAUAUACGCAUUCAUACAGGUGAGAAGCCCUAUGUAUGUGAUCAAUGUGGUAAGGCAUGUAGUCUUGAAGAUGUUCUCACAGCACAUAAACGUAUCCAUACAGGUGAGAAGCCCUAUGUAUGUGAUCAAUGUGGUAAGGCAUGGAGUAACUCUUCCUCUCUCAGGUACCAUAAGCCAAAAUGCCAAGGUGCAAACACACAGUGCAAUAAGAAACUUGUGCAAUCACAAGUGAGCAGCAUCAAAACCAAUGAAAUGUAAGUCUUGAUC
Molecule: messenger RNA, 1071 nt
Organism: Strongylocentrotus purpuratus (purple sea urchin)
Lineage: Eukaryota; Metazoa; Echinodermata; Echinoidea; Camarodonta; Strongylocentrotidae
Product: zinc finger protein 239-like
Exons: 1
Coding region: 1-1062 (353 amino acids)
Biological process (GO): regulation of transcription by RNA polymerase II; central nervous system development
Cellular component (GO): nucleus
Molecular function (GO): DNA-binding transcription factor activity, RNA polymerase II-specific; RNA polymerase II cis-regulatory region sequence-specific DNA binding
Source: RefSeq, a predicted model, not a curated record